UGUAUAGGUAAAGGUGUUCCGACAUAACAACAAAAAGGUUGCAGUUUACAGUUUGUAGGCUAAGUAUUUUAUCAAACUCACUAAAGUACCAACACCAUGGCAAGUAACAGAUCUGUACGGCGUGACCAGGAACCCGUUACCUACACGUGUGCUUUGUGUGACAGUGAAGACGGGGUACGAUGGUAUUGCAACGACUGUCAGGAGAAUUUAUGUGACCGUUGUAAGGAAUUCCAUAAACGCGGACGGAAAACUAAAAACUAUGACGUCGUGUCGAUCGGGGAAGCUAACCGCCAGGGCGACAAGCCUGUACCAGAGGUGUGUAAACUACACCCCGGUAAACUGUGUGAUCUUUUCUGUUCGGACUGCAACCUGUUGCUUUGUUCGAUGUGUUUAUCUAAAACUCAUAAACACCACAACUGGAAACAUUUUGAAGACGAAUUUUCUAUUAAAAAGCAACAUCUCAAAGAAAAUAUGACAGCAAUUUCUGUUAAAAUAAAACAUUUCAAGAACGAGACGUCAGAGCGACAUCGUGUUAACGAAGGGUUCAAUGACAACAUUGAUACAAUGAGGAAAGAGGUGAACUCUCAAAGGACGAAGUUAAAGGCAGAAGUAGAUUUUAUCGCUGAUGCAAUACUCGCUGAAUUAUCGGCUUUAGAAAAAGAAGAAUCAACCACGCACAAGAAGGAUUGUCAACGAUCAGAGAAAAAAGUCGAAGAACUGACGCGUCUGCUUGAACAAGCGGAACUGACGAAUACAUCAAGCGUAUCCUUGUUUGAAACAGAAAGGUCAUUGAGGACAACUCUGCCGCUGUAUGACGUUAAUGUGAAAUAUGUCUCACCCAAACAACCAAGCUUUGUUACCGGAAGUAUCGACAGCGUCAUGUUGACGAAAAUGUUAGGUAAAUUACACCACGAGAAUCAGUACGAGAAGACAGACAUCGACAGUAAACACGUUCAACGUCUCUCUAAGUUUACUGUUACUUCACAAAAUGCAAUAUUCGGUAUAUGUCCAGUCGACGACAGUCACGCGUGGUUAUCAAUACAUCAAUUCAAGGGUCUGGUUCUGGUCAACAGGGAGGGUGUGGUCAUAGAGAAAGUAAAACUGGACUUCUGUCCGUGCAGAAUCGCCAUGGUCGGGACAACAGACAUACUUAUGAACAGUGAUCUUCUUAGUACAUUUGUAUAUAAAAUAUCACUACACAACAAACAAGUGACAACAUUUGCUGACAUCAGACCACAUAAAGCAUGGGACAUCAGCAUCAACGAGAAGGACGCGGUGUUUGUUAGUACAUUUACACCAGACAUAGUGGUACUGAAUCAGUCAGGUACGAUCGUGAGGAAGGUCACGAUUGGUUCUGAAAUUAUAACGUUCGUUGUCUGCUUGUCAUCUGGACGUCUGUGUGUAGUUCAAACAAUUGACGGGAGUUUGGAUAAUAGGAACAUAAAGAUAAUAAACGAGUCAGGUACCGUCAUACAGACAUGGACUGGUGAACUCGACAACGGUCAAAAGGUUGGUAGUAUGAACCUCUGUAAGAUGUCAUGUGAUAAGUUUGAUAGAGUUUUUGUACCAGACAUCAGUUACAAUCAGUUGUUCGUCCUACCGAGAGACGGCAAACAAGCUGUGUGUCUCCUGGACCGGAGACACGGAGUGGUGAAACCUGCAGCGGUGGGUGUGGACACUUGUGGAAACGUGUGGAUCGGGUGUAGAUACGGUACCGUGCACGUGAUGGGACUGUAACAUUAGGGAAAUAGUAAUAUACGGUUCACUUGACCCCAUGGAAAGAGAGAUAGAGACAAACACAAUAUCAAUGUUUAUGAGUGCUUUGUACAACAUGUAUCUUUAUGGUUUGUUUUUCGGAAAAUUUCGUUUUUGAAUGACAAAAACAUCUAAAUACAUUAUAUUAAUUGGCUUUAGAUUUGAAUACUCUCUUAGGCCAAAGAAACAAAUGCUUAUUUCCGGUUAAUUACCCUUAACUAAGAAAAAAACUUUUUCUUUUUCAAUUUUAAAAGAAGCACUUCUAAAGUAAAAGUCACUUUACUGAAUACUUUUCUUUGUAAAUGAAAAAAAUGUAUUUUGUUACCUAUCCUUAUUUUUUCAGACAUGUAACAGGAAACAGAUAUGUUUCUUUGCUUUUUUUGCUAUUCAUGUAUGAAUAUUUAACCAUUAUGACUAUCUAACAACUAUUUAUGAAAGUGUGUUACACAGAUUGAGAAUGAAAGAGAUCAGGUUUAGAGAGAGAAAGAGAGAGAGAGAGAGCAAUUCAGACCGACAGAGUCAGAUAAAGUGACAGAGAGGGAGACAAACACAAUAUCAAUAUUUAUGAGUGUUUUGUAUAAAAUGUAUCGUUAUAGUUUGUUACGCGAAAAAUGUCGUUAUUGAAUGACAUAAACAUCCAAAUACAUUAUAUUAAUUAGCUUUAGAUUUGAAUACUUUUCUUUGACCAAAGAAAAUAUGUUUUACCGUUACGCGACCGCGAGAUUUUUUUGAUGUGCAGGGAUCAAACUUGCCUUCUCGUCUCGUCCACAAGGGGCUGUAAACUGAACUUUUGAUUUUCCUAAGACAUAUUUCAGGGGUGCAGAGAGCGAAAGUGGGUGUAACCCCUGGAUAUCGAGGACUACCGUAUAC
Molecule: messenger RNA, 2625 nt
Organism: Mizuhopecten yessoensis (Yesso scallop)
Lineage: Eukaryota; Metazoa; Mollusca; Bivalvia; Pectinida; Pectinidae
Exons: 1
Coding region: 97-1737 (546 amino acids)
Biological process (GO): positive regulation of DNA-templated transcription
Cellular component (GO): nucleoplasm; chromatin
Molecular function (GO): ubiquitin-protein transferase activity; zinc ion binding
Source: RefSeq, a predicted model, not a curated record